AAAAAAAAGGUGUUGUGAAAUCACAUCCCAAAUACGAGUAUUUUUCAGACCAGUUCAAAAUUUGGAUUCAGUUGCAUGUUGCCCUGUGUUCUACUUCUACCAAUAUUCAAUUUCUUCAUUUCUCCAUCUCCAUCAUACUCUCUGGUCUGUCAACUCACCGAACGGUUUUCCGUUGAGCAGUUCGUUAUUCAAAUCGUCGUCGAUCUUUCAGUUGCACGGAUAUAAUGGAGAACCUGAUCUCUAUGGUCAAUAGAUUGCAGAGGGCUUGCACCGCCCUUGGCGAUCACGGCGAGGACGGUGGCUUGCCUACUCUGUGGGAAGCGUUGCCUUCCAUUGCCGUCGUCGGCGGCCAGAGUUCAGGAAAGUCUUCGGUGCUUGAGAGCAUUGUUGGAAAGGACUUCUUGCCACGUGGAUCUGGCAUUGUGACCCGUCGUCCACUUGUCCUGCAACUUCAUCGCAUAGAUGAAAGCAGGGAAUAUGCAGAAUUCGGACACCUCCAAAGGAAAAAGUUUACUGAUUUUGCUGCGGUGAGGAAGGAAAUUACUGAUGAAACUGAUCGUGAGACUGGUCGCUCUAAAACAAUCUCAAGUGUUCCAAUAUAUCUCAGUAUAUAUUCUCCUAAUGUUGUUAACUUGACAUUGGUUGAUCUUCCUGGUCUUACUAAAGUCGCUGUUGAUGGUCAGCCAGAAAGUGUUGUGCAUGACAUUGAAAACAUGGUUCGAUCUUACAUUGAGAAGCCUAAUUGCAUUAUUCUCGCGAUUUCUCCUGCUAACCAAGAUUUGGCCACAUCAGAUGCAAUAAAGAUUUCUCGUGAAGUAGACCCAAAGGGGGAGAGGACAUUUGGAGUUCUGACAAAAAUUGAUCUCAUGGAUAAGGGUACUGAUGCAGUUGAGAUAUUGGAAGGAAGAGCGUACAGGCUACCACAUCCAUGGAUUGGUGUGGUUAAUCGCUCUCAAGCUGAUAUUAACAAAAAUGUCGACAUGAUAGCUGCGAGGCGUAGGGAGCGAGAAUAUUUUUCUAGCACUCCUGAAUACAAACAUCUUGCUCACAGAAUGGGCUCAGAACACCUCGGUAAAGUUUUGUCAAAGCAUUUGGAGUCUGUCAUCAAGUCUCGCAUUCCUAGUCUCCAAUCUUUUAUCAACAAAACUAUCAUUGAUCUAGAAAUGGAGUUGAGCCGUCUUGGAAAGCCUAUUGCAACUGAUGCAGGAGGAAAACUAUACAUGAUCAUGGAGAUAUGCCGCUUUUUUGAUGGAAAUUUUAAAGAACACCUCGAUGGAGUCCGACCAGGAGGUGAUAAAGUUUAUAAUGUAUUCGAUAAUCAGCUCCCCGCUGCAUUGAAAAGGUUACAAUUUGACAAGCAUCUUUCCAUGGAAAAUGUCCGGAAGCUUAUAACUGAAGCUGAUGGUUAUCAACCUCACUUGAUUGCUCCUGAACAAGGAUAUCGUCGUCUCAUUGAAUCUUCAGUGAUCAGCAUCAAGGGUCCCGCUGAGGCUUCUGUUGAUGCGGUUCAUGCUAUACUCAAGGAUCUUGUUCACAAGGCAGUUAGUGAGACCGCAGAGCUUAAGCAGUACCCAUCUCUUAGAGUAGAGGUGAGUAAUGCAGCUAUAGAAUCACUGGAAAGAAUGAGGGAUGAGAGCAAGAAAGCAACUUUACAGCUUGUUGAGAUGGAGUGUAGUUACCUCACUGUUGAUUUCUUCCGGAAGCUUCCUCAAGAUAUCGAGAAGGGUGGAAAUCCAACACAUUCCAUAUUCGAUAGAUAUAAUGAUUCUUACCUGCGUAGAAUUGGAUCAAAUGUGUUGUCCUAUGUGAAUAUGGUUUGUGCUAGUUUGAGGAACUCAAUUCCAAAGUCUAUUGUUUACUGUCAAGUACGAGAAGCAAAGCGUAGCUUGCUUGACCACUUCUUCGCCGAGUUGGGCAAAAAGGAGGGGAGUCAGCUGGGGAGGCUGUUAGACGAGGACCCAGCUAUAAUGCAGAGACGUUUGUCCUUAGCCAAGAGACUGGAGCUGUACAGAGCUGCUCAAACGGAAAUAGAUUCAGUUGCUUGGUCAAAAUAAAAACAGCUUUUGAUCCCCCUCCCGACCACCCAUUCAUUGCUGAUCAUGGUUGAUUGUUGAGAGAUAUGCUGCAGUUCUUACCUCCAACACACUAUUAGUAAUAUUGUCAUUACAAUCUUUCUGGGGGUUGUAGUUGAGACGAUGAGUACUACUACUGCUACUAGUUUUGGCUUCUUCGUGUUGAUCAUAUAUGUAUCUAUAUGCUUUAGUUCUUUGCUAACUAUGAGUCUGACUAAGUUGGGGACUUAACUCUAGUUUUGGCGUGUGAUGGUUUUACAUUCCACCAGAUUUAUCUGCAUCAGUUUUGCUUGACUAAUG
Cuscuta epithymum is the source of this 2372-nucleotide messenger RNA. Lineage: Eukaryota; Viridiplantae; Streptophyta; Magnoliopsida; Solanales; Convolvulaceae. The record is from the annotation of a GenBank genome assembly.